Marchantia polymorpha subsp. ruderalis is the source of this 1534-nucleotide messenger RNA. The record is from the annotation of a GenBank genome assembly. NCBI's taxonomy places the organism in Eukaryota, Viridiplantae, Streptophyta, Marchantiopsida, Marchantiales, Marchantiaceae.
GAGUUGAGCACGAAUCUCAGCUGCAGAGCUUCACAGAUGUCAGAGUUCGCCGAGUAGAGAGUGGAAUUGAUAUUGAAAAUUCCCACAAACAAAAGGAAAAAAGUAAACUCCUCACGAGCAAUUCCAACGAGUGGAAAUCUCGAUACCUGACAUGAACAUAUAGAAUCAAGCAAUACAGGGCUCAAUCUUCCGACAUUCGGAGCUGGAAACUGCAAAAAUUUACCAACGAUGACGCUCAUGGAGAUUCUCGAUUCGUAUCGGGGUCGCUUCUUUUUCACAUACUCGGGCCCAUUACUUGUACUGUGUCUUGUGCAGCUGCUGUUUCUUUGCUGCUCAGCUGCUGACAGUACCGUGAAUCCAAAGCCGCUAGCACCAGCAUUUGUGAUCUUGGGAGACUCCACAGUCGACGUGGGCGUGAACAACUAUCUGGCGACGGUAAUCAAAUGUAACUGGGAACCUUACGGUCGGGACUUCGUGUACGGCAAUCUCACGGGAAAGGCGACGGGCCGAUUUUGCAAUGGCAAGCUAAUCUCCGAUUUUCUAGCGGAAAAAUUGGGUCUACCAUACCCACUUCCACAUGGUGAUCCUUCAGCCAAAGGCACUAAUAUACUCCAAGGAAUCAACACAGCUUCCUCAGGAACUGGCUGGUACGAUGGAACUGCGGCCUUGUAUAAUGUGGCCUCGUUGACGCAACAGUUAGAGUGGGUGAGAGAGUGGCAGCACGAUCUUCUAGAUGUUAUUGGGAUACAGGCUGCUGCUGCCGUGGUACAAGACGCUGUCUACAUUGUAAGCACAGGAAGCAAUGACUGGGUCAACAACUAUUACAACAAUCUCGACCUUCAAAGCCGGUACAGCAAGGCAGAAUUUCGUGCGGUUCUACUCGACAAUGUCACGAGAAACAUUCAGGCUCUAAACCGAAUCGGUGCUCAAAGGAUCGCUAUCGUCUCGCUACCGCCUCUAGGCUGCUUACCAUCGCAGAUCACAGCCAGAGGAAAGGGAGAUCGAAGAUGCGUGCAGUGGAUGCAGGACGACGCCAAAACCUUCAAUGACGAGAUGAAUGGCGUUAUUUCCAAGUUGAAGACUAGUCUGUCUGGAACGACGAUCGUUGUUCUCGACGCUUUCUCUCUCAUUUUCGAUGCCUUUUCCAAUCCUUCAAAAUAUGGUCUUUCUGAAACGGAUAGAGGAUGCUGCGGAACAGGACUGUAUGAAACCGGAAUAUUCUGCACAGCUCUGAAGCAUACUUGCGACGACGCCUCACAGUAUCUCUUCUGGGACAGCUAUCAUCCUACAGAGUUCUUCAACAGACAGGCUGCAGAUGUAUUCUGGGAUGUUCUCAAGCAAGAAUUUAAGUUUGGCACUUCUUCGACACUUCAAGCCGAAGAUAGACUUAAAGGCAUCCGAGAUGAAUUGAGGUGAAUACGUUUCUUGAAGCAGCUGCAAAAUCAGAGCAAGUCGGUUCCGACUGCAUUUAUGUCUGCCUUCCACUUCGGAGUUGAAGUUGAGCCUUUGUUCACUUCCUGAAUAAAAAAAAUUU